Messenger RNA from Talaromyces rugulosus, 1080 nucleotides. RefSeq lists its product as uncharacterized. Bases 1 to 1080 code for a protein of 359 amino acids. The transcript is spliced from 2 exons. The record is from RefSeq and is a predicted model, not a curated record. NCBI's taxonomy places the organism in Eukaryota, Fungi, Ascomycota, Eurotiomycetes, Eurotiales, Trichocomaceae.
AUGCCUGCCACUACUCACCCAGAAUACAAUGAUAAAACCGAAGCCAAGGAGGUUGCUAAAGCAUUCUCUCACAUCAUCUCUGGCAAGACUGUGGUCAUCACCGGAGUGAAUCGUGGAGGAAUUGGGUUUGGUACUGCUGAAGCGUUUGCUUCUCAGGCUCCCGCACACCUUAUUGUCACGGGCAGAACAAUUUCCAAACUUCAAGAGAGCAUCGAUGCUCUUCGCGUUCAGUUUCCUGGUGUUGACUAUCGCAGCUUGCACAUCGACCUUUCCGACCAGCAUUCUGUACGCACUGCAGCUGCCGAACUCCUGUCUUGGACUGAUAUCCCCACCGUUGAUAUCCUAGUGAACAGCGCCGGCGUCUCCCUGUUCCCAGAACGAAAGUUGAGCGCUGAUGGAAUUGAGCUCACUUUCGCUACAAACCACAUUGGCCAUUUUUUAUUUACUUCCUUGAUCAUGCCGAAAAUCAUCGCGGCGGCCGAAAAGAACCCCAAGGGUAGUACACGGGUAAUCAACGUCAGCUCUGGAUCACCCAUGGUUGCAAGAAUGCGUUGGAGUGACAUAAACUUUGAGCAGAAAAGUAAGGAUCUUCCAGAAGCAGAACGGCCCUUGCCGGCUAUCCACAAGGCUUGGGGGUUGGACAACACUGAAGACGUGUCAUACAUACCACUGGAAGCCUAUAAUGUGAGCAAGGUGGCAAAUAUCCUAUUUGGUAUUGGUAUCAACAAGAGACUCUACGACAAAUACGGGAUUCUCAGCUUGGGUUUGCAUCCAGGUGUUAUUGAGACUGAACUGGGUAGGAAUGCCUCGCCCGAAGUCACGGUCUGGAUAAAGGGGCUGAAGGAUAAAGGGUAUUAUACCGAGAAAAGCUUGGGUGCAGGGGCAUCUACAAGCCUCGUGGCAGCAUUAGACCCUGAACUGGGCGUUGGAGAAACAAGGAAUGGCAAAGAAAACUAUGGCGCAUAUCUCGCUGACUGUCAGAUCAACGAAGAGGCCCAACCACUCGCAGUCUCCAGUCUUGAAGCCGAGAAGUUGUGGGAGCUGUCUCAGAACUUGGUCAAACAAAAAUUUGAUUGGUAG